Platichthys flesus (European flounder) is the source of this 8494-nucleotide messenger RNA. RefSeq names its product erb-b2 receptor tyrosine kinase 2 (gene erbb2). NCBI's taxonomy places the organism in Eukaryota, Metazoa, Chordata, Actinopteri, Pleuronectiformes, Pleuronectidae. The record is from RefSeq and is a predicted model, not a curated record. The transcript has 27 exons. Bases 189 to 4076 code for a protein of 1295 amino acids. Gene Ontology annotation, molecular function: ATP binding; transmembrane receptor protein tyrosine kinase activity. Gene Ontology annotation, cellular component: basal plasma membrane; signaling receptor complex. Gene Ontology annotation, biological process: positive regulation of kinase activity; multicellular organism development; positive regulation of MAPK cascade.
ACGCUUUACUACCAGCAGGCACAGGGAGGAAGUCCGUGCGCCUGGGAGACGAAGAAGAGCCGCAACGCACCGAGCUGGAAACUACUUCCAAACUUAACCUGGGGACUACAGAGAAGCCGCAGCACAGCGGCUCCUCGUCGGGGACCUGCAGCGGAGGAACAUGGACUAGAGGCGGUGGGUCGCGGCAGAUGGAGGCGCUGAGAAGUUUGGUGUUUGUCGGGGCCGUGCUGCUCGGAGCGACGGGCGCGCUGGGCAGAGAAGUAUGCCUGGGUACAGAUAUGAAGCUGACCCUGCCCUCGAGCCUGGAAAACCACUACGAGACCCUGAGGCUGCUCUACACUGGCUGCCAGGUCGUCCACGGGAACCUGGAGAUUACACACCUUCAUGGGCAACCCGACCUCUCCUUCCUGCAGGGGAUCGUGGAGGUGCAGGGUUAUGUCCUCGUAGCCCACGUGUCGGUGGAUCUGGUGCCUCUGGACAACCUGCGAAUCAUCCGGGGCAGCCAGAAGUACAACUCCAGCUACACCUUGGCCGUGCUGGAUAACACUCUGAACGGACAGGGGCUCAGGACCCUGCGGCUUCGUAGCCUCACAGAGAUCCUGUUGGGCGGUGUGUACAUCUGGGGGAACCCUCAGCUCUGCUUCCCAGACCCUGUGAACAUCAUUUGGAGGGACACCAUGGACGAGCAGCCCCAUAACAGCAGGCAGCUCCGACUGCAGGCUCGAGCCUCAGAAUGUCCAGAUUGCUCCUCUGGAUGUGGGAAAAGCUGCUGGGGAGAAACUGCACAGGACUGCCAAGCCUUGACUCGAAUCCAUUGUGCAUCUGGCUGUCAGCGGUGCAAAGGUCCUCUGUCCAACGACUGCUGUCACAAGCAGUGUGCUGCUGGAUGCACAGGACCCAAAGACUCCGACUGCCUGGCCUGCCGUCACUGGAACGACAGCGGUGUGUGUAAGGGGAACUGUCCUCCACCUACGAUCUACGACCCCCUCACCUAUCAGUCCAAACCCAACCCAGACAAGAAGUUCAACUUUGGAGUGACCUGCAUCAAGACGUGUCCUUAUAACUACCUGGCUUUGGAUGUGGCCUGUACUUUGAAUUGUCCCAAAGCCAACCAGGAAGUUAUCAUCACCCACCCUGAUGGGAGCGAGACGCAGAACUGUAAAAUCUGUGAAGGAGACUGUCCCAAAGUGUGUUAUGGCCUCGGGACAGACAACCAAGGUGUCAUGGACAACCACGGCAUUACCAUGGUGACAUCGUCUAACGUGGAGGAGUUCAACAAGUGCAAGAAGAUCUUCGGAAGUCUUGCCUUCUUCUCUCAGAGCUUUGCACGGGACCCGGAGACCAACACGUCAGGUGUGACUCUGGAGCAGUUGAGCUCCUUCAAGCACCUGGAGGAGUUAACAGGUUACUUGUACAUUGAAGCUUGGCCGGAGGAGUGGAACAACCUGAGUGUGUUUGAGAACCUGAAGGUGAUACGAGGCAGGAUGCUCUACAAGGGAGUGUUUUCACUUGCCAUCCAAAAUCUGCACAUCCAGUCUCUUGGGUUGCGUUCUCUCCGCAGCGUCAGUGGAGGUCUGGUGCUGUUGAACAACAAUUCCAAGCUGUGCUACACCAACUCACUGCCCUGGGGGACUCUCCUGCACCCCACCCAGGGACCCCACCGCAUCGUCAGCCUCAACCAGGACGCAGCUGUCUGCGAGGCAGAGGGACACAUUUGUCACCCGCUGUGCGAAGGUGGCUGUUGGGGACCGGGCCCCGGCCAGUGUGUUUCCUGCAAAGCUUUUCAACGUGGCACCGAGUGUGUAGAGCAGUGUGACAUCUAUCAGGGGGACGUCCGUGAAUACGCAGACGGAUCUUUGUGUGUUGUCUGUCACUCAGAGUGUCGCCCACUGAACGGCUCCGCCUCCUGUCAUGGACCGGGUGCUGAUCAUUGCACCGAGUGUGAAAACUCGAAGGACGGUGAGUUCUGUGUGAAGCACUGUCCCAGCGGCGUGAAGGAGGAUCAGCAGACAGUGUGGAAGUACAGGAAUGCGUCCGGACACUGUCUCCCCUGCAGCACCAACUGCUCGCUGUCCUGCACGGAGAGGGACGACAGAGGCUGCCCCGUCGAUAACAGGACAGGACCGGGUACGACCAUCGCGGCUGCAGUGGGUGGCGUGGUGCUCUUCUUCGUCUUGCUGGCUCUGCUGGUUUUCUACCUGAGGAGGCAAAAGAAGCUGAAGAAGAAGGAGACCAUGAGGAGGAUCCUGCAAGAAUAUGAGCUGGUAGAACCUCUGACGCCCAGUGGUGCUUCACCCAAUCAGGCUCAGAUGCGUAUCCUUAAGGAGACAGAGUUGAAGAAGCUCAGGGUGCUGGGGGCAGGGGCCUUUGGUACCGUAUACAAGGGAGUGUGGGCUCCGGACGGGGAGAACGUGAAAAUACCGGUGGCUAUUAAGGUAUUACGAGAGAACACCUCGCCAAAAGCCAAUAAAGAGAUCCUUGAUGAGGCUUAUGUGAUGGCGGGGGUGGCCAGCCCUUAUGUGUGCCGUCUUCUGGGAAUCUGUUUGACCUCCACCGUGCAGCUGGUCACUCAGCUGAUGCCAUAUGGCUGCCUGCUCGACUACGUCAGGGAGAACAAGGACCACAUCUGCUCCCAGUUCCUCCUCAACUGGUGUGUGCAGAUCGCCAAGGGCAUGAGUUACCUGGAGGAGGUCCGGCUGGUCCACAGAGAUCUGGCUGCCCGCAACGUUCUCGUGAAAAACCCAAACCACGUGAAGAUCACAGACUUCGGCCUGGCCCGCUUGCUCGACAUAGACGAGACAGAGUAUCACGCCGAGGGAGGGAAAGUGCCAAUUAAAUGGAUGGCUCUGGAGUCCAUUCUGCACAGGAGGUUCACUCAUCAGAGCGAUGUCUGGAGCUACGGAGUGACCGUUUGGGAGCUGAUGACGUUCGGAGCCAAACCGUACGACAUGAUCCCGGCGAGGGAAAUCCCAGAUUUGUUGGAGGGAGGACAACGACUUCCCCAGCCGCCCAUCUGCACCAUCAACGUCUACAUGAUCAUGGUCAAAUGUUGGAUGAUUGAUGCAGAGAGCAGACCGAAGUUCAAAAAUCUGGUGAAUGAUUUCAGCGUCAUGGCCAGAGACCCUCCUCGUUAUGUAGUGAUUCAGAACGAUGAGCAGAUGAGCAUGUCCUGCCCGGUGGACAGCCAGUUCUUCCGGACGCUCAUGGAGGAGGAAGGGGACAACAUAAGGGAGCUGCUGGAUGCUGAGGAGUAUCUGGUGCCUCAGCCGAACCUCUUCCCCAGGAUUCCAGGAGACGGGGCUCAGUCCAAUGGGCCGUCCAGACACCAGUCACACAGGCAGAGCAGAGAUCAGGAAUUAGACGUCGAUCCGUCCAUCGCUGGCGUCCCUCGGAGCAUGUACUCCUCCCUCAGCACUCUCGGGCGCAGCCAGUACCCCACCCUACCAUUAGGGGCCAGCAACUCCAACGGCAUUUGGCCCUCUCAGUACCCGACGCUGGCUCACAGCCCCUCGGCCGGUAGCCAGUCGGACUCCGUCUUCAUCGACGGGGGGCCUGACGACCCCUCGCUGCCCCCGGCCAGCCCUGGACGCUACUGCAAAGACCCCACGGACCCCGGCGGCAGCCAAGGGGAGCUGGAGACAGAUGGGCCGAACGGCUUUCAUCAUCCUCAUCAGUUUCGUCACUCGCUGCCCAGACGUAGUCAUGGAAUGAAUCAUAAUCAAACUGGUCCAGAGUACGUCAACCAGGAGGUUCAGGAUUUCAGACCGGGAAUCCCAGAUCGUGCCUCCACGCUGCCUCGUAAAGGCUCCAGAGUAGAGCGGCGCCUCCCCAACGGCCUGAACUCCGGUCAAAGCGUGGAAAACCCAGGAUACUUGGUCCCUCCAAGCUGUGGCUCCUCCACCUCUCCGGCCUUUGACAACCCGUACUAUCUGGACCUUGUGGCCAAAGCCAACGCUGUAGCAGGGGCAGGGGAUGGGGCGGGAGGAAUGCCCCGGCACGUGAACGGGUAUGUGACCUCCACAGCAGAGAAUCCAGAGUAUCUGGGACUAGCAGACACCUGGAGCGGACAUACUUGAAGAGAGGGAACAGAAGUAAUGCGAUGAACUCAAGAGGAGUCAGAUUAAGUUCUACUGAGGUAACAGAUGAGUGAGAGAAAGGGAAGAUGAAUGCGUGUGUGUGUGUGACGUUGGGAAAGAGCACAUGGAGCUGAAUCCUCUGAAGAUCCAAGCCAGGUGAGGAUAUUUGGCAAAUGUCACCAAAUCAACCAGCUGUGGCACAACACUGUGUGGAAUUAAUCUGGUGUCUGUGGCAUCAUUUGUAUUACUGCCUUCCUCUCAGCAAUCUGUUGAGGGUCAAAAAGAAGUUCACUUGGCCUCUGUAAAUAACCCAGUACUGGAGAAGCAGAAGAGUCACUGGUGGAGACCCAGCAUGGUACGAGAAGAGUCUGACAAUCCAACAAGUGACUGGAUUCACAAAGGCUCAUUUUCCUUCUUUAAACAUUCAUUUUCUUUUAACUUGUCUGUGGUUAUUUCUACAUGUGGAGCAUUUUUUUUUUUUUAUAUUUCCCAUGUUUCCCUCCCGUGUCCUGAUUUGCUCCAGUCCAGCUAAACAGGGCAAAAAAACUAUAUAGAAGACUUUGACAAGUGAGCCAUGGUCUGCACUCAGGAUUGCGUUUAGUAUUCUGGUCACUUUCUCCGGGACCUGAUGGGGGUCUUCAGUACACUCAAAGCCAUUUUGUUUUGGCCGGCGAGGGCCCUGCAGCCCAUCUGGCCUGUAGAUAUGCUCCCAGAAAGAAAGGCUUCCUGUAUGCAGAAGACAGAGGCAUUGUGCUGCACUGAUGUAUGUGGUUGUUAGUGACUGUGGCUGCAGCUUCUUUGUGGUACGGCUGAUGAGAUAUGAGGUACUUGCAGAAUUUUUAAACCGCACGGAUCUCAGUAAAUUCAUUGUUUUGGUUGAAAUCACAGUUAACAUGUAGUUAGGGUCGCGAAAACCUUUCAGGGAUUGACGGUUUUGCCAAGUAUUAGGGAGAAUUAUUUGCAUUUUAAAUAAUGCAUUAUGCAGGGGCAUGUAAUGCAUGUGGCCCCCGCCCCCCCACCCCUAAAUUGUGUUAUCACAAUGAGCCUUUUUAAUUUCGGAGGCCGAUCACUGUGCAAGAAUUCAUAUGAGCUGUUGUUAAAUAUUCCAAAAGAAAUGAAGAAUUUCUUUCUGCUCGUCACCGAGGCAGCGCUUUUCCACGAAUCACCGACUGCUCAUUGAAGUUUCUUCCUUAAUGUUCGUUGUGGUUUGUGAGAGAAUAAGUGCGUUCAAUAAGUAAACAGUUAUUUCAAGCAACAGUAGGUAAUUUUAUACUGUAGAAUAAAGCUUCAUUAUCAUUUUGAUGUUACACAAACUUAAGACCGCUAGAACGGUGUCGUCUGUUAUCGCCACAGUGCCCCCUGGAGGCCUGGAAGUGCACUAACAACGAGCGUAAGCAGCAAGAUACACCAGGCAUCGUCAGUGUGGACACAACUUUACUGCCACUGCCACUGCCAUUUUGCACCGUAUCGCAGUCUUUGGCGAGAGGCCAAAAGUUGUCGGUUAGAUUCUGUUGUUGUUGUUGUUGUUAGACUAGUAUUUGCGUAAAAUCUCUCCGUGGUCAGUCAACAUGGUUUCUUGGCUUCUUCAUCUUCAGUUUGUCAACAAAUGCACUUGUGUGCACCGGGAGGGGGCUAAGGCCACAACUUGUAUUUACGAAUUACGCAUCCCAACCUGUAGGGGGAGCCAUAUUGUAGCCAAGCGUUGGUUUUUGCAUUGAGCCGCAUUAAUAAACGCUUUAAACAUUGCAAAGGUGUUAAACAAACGCCUUUCAGAUGUUUGUUGUUGCUCCUCGACUCUUCCAGCCGCUUGCGUUCUCCCACUGGCCCUCCUCUCUGUAUCCUUGUGGAAAGUGCUGCCUCGUAACAAACCCGUGUUGUCGUUCUGCUGUUUGUGUAUUUGUGCACUGGACACUGGAGCUCAAUGUGAUUCUGAGGAGACAAAAAAUGUCUCCAAUGCUCGAUUUGAAUAAUCAAUGCAUGGCUCAAAUUCCACUCGGCGAGAGCACACUGGCGUCCCAGUUAAUAAUCAACAGCAUUUUUUUGAAGACUUUUUUUUUUAAUGUUAACUAGCGUUGGCCGGGGGAGGUCAACACAAGUCAAUGGAGCCAUUGUAUGACCCCCCCAACCCCCAUGUCCUUGUUGGAAAGUCAGUGCUCUCCCAAGUCACACGUCCCAGCGACUGGUGUUGUCGCAGCUUUGAAAAGAGAGAAGUCAAGGUUUUUCAUUUCUGUGUAGGUUUGAGACCCGGCAGCAGAAUGUGCUUCAGUGUUCGGGGGCUUUUUUUUUUUUUAUCCCACCAUAGAUUUCCCGGCAUCUUGUCGUUCACUAAACGAGCCGCAGCUCUUCCUCCAGCUGCCACCAGCUACUACUGAGAUUUAACGUUGUUCUCUGAGGAGGAACUUCUCUUCCCUGAGAUGUGUGAUUUCUCAGAGGUCGUCCACACAAUGAACAGAGUGCGGAGUGGGAGGUCUGAGGCAGAUCCACAUCAGCCUCCACCGUCACUCUCACUCUUCAAGUCUUUGGCAAAACUUGCUUUUUAUUUUCAUGUUCUCUUACGGGUUUUGAAGAGUUUUGUUCCAGGAUAAAAAUAUGAAAUGUAUACCUAAUCUUAGAUAAUUAAGAAUAACCUCUUUUUUAAAUACAAACAUAAGACUUUACAUCCAUACCUGCAACUAUUGUAUACUAACAAUGAAUUGAUUGAAUUAUUUUUGAGUGAUAAGAUUCAUAUUACAGUUUUUCAUGUCUUUUGUUAUUAUUAUGAAUACACACUACAGUGUUUUGGAAUGAAACCCUUCAUGUGUUAUUGCUGUCAGUUGAAAACCUCGUGUCUUUUAAGAGAAAAGCAGAUUUUACACAAAUAUUACACUGAUUCUGUGGUAUUUUAUGAAAAAGUUUUAAAAACACUAAUGAAUGUAAAAGUUUGUCUGCAUCUGGAGGAGUGUGCUAAACUUAAAUCAUAAUUUAAAGACCCAGUAGCGCCAGUAACAUUUUCAAUUUCCUCUAAGGCAUCCAAGUUGUUUUUGAGGAAGGAGAAUUCACCUCUGCUGGAAAAAAAACCCGGUUUUCACAGCGGGUGGUAACACCAGCUCGCAAAUGUUUUCUAUCUCACAUGGAAAUGAUGAGACCACGACACACAGCUUGAAAGCUGCCACAGUUAAUAUGUGUGUGUCUGUGUGUGUGUUUACACUGUAGUGUCACUUUUGUAUGAAUUGUUCAUUUUAGAGGUCGUCUGCACAUCGUUAAGGAAUCUCAUCAGUUCGCCUUUAUACUGUUUGAUAGUUGCUGUUGUUCUUUCUACUUCCACAGAGGUUAUGUUCUUACACUAUCGGUCUGUUGGUUAACUUCAGUCCUGGACCCAGAUCACAGGGUGGAUUUAGGAAUUUUAGGAUUAAAAAAUAAAAGGUCAAGUUAAAGGGAUUCAUAUUUAUGAGUGGGAGAGAUCUGUGGUUUCAUAAGGUGACUGCUGGGCCUUGGUGGAGGUGUGUGCUCUAUUGAGUGCUAUUCUAGAUUGAAUAUACUGGCACUCAGUAGAGUGUAUAACUCUUCCAAGGUCCAAUAGUCCCAUUAAAUUCAAUCAUGCUGCACCAGAUUGCACACGCUCGUAGAUAUCCGUGCGGGAAAUAUAUAAUAAAAGACUCCCACCUUGCAAUAAAAGAAAUUCCUGGAUCUGCCCCUUUGUCCAGAUCUGUGCCAAAAUUAAAUGAGUUCUUCCUUGACCCAUACGGCAUCCUUCCACCAGGGGGAAAAGGGGUUCAGUAGUUUCUGCGUAAUCCAGUAAUUAAUCACCUCCCCGGUACAGAGCCUGAGGACCUUGGUGCUGAUAAAUUGUGUCACCGUGAUACAAGGAAGGAGGAAACAUAAACUGAAUAAAAAACGGACAAUGUUUGUCGUCAUAAAUUUGUGAACAAUCUACGUGAAGUGUGUCGAUGGGUCUCAACGCUCAUGUUAUUGUCCAGAGAGGAAGAAAGAACCAGUUUAAAGAACAGGAGUGAGCUGAAGGUUUUAAAUAAAAUGAAAUAUCUCUAACUUACAUUUUGAAGAAUUUUUUUAAAUCUUUUUUUACUUUUCAUGUGAAUAUUUUUUAUUUUUUGUUAUCUUUCGCAAUUCGUGUGAUUGGGACAGGACAUGAAUAAUAAGUGUUUUAUUGGGAGUUUAAUAACGCAUCCUUUCCUACUCGUUUGGUCAGUAAGUCCCAUCCUGUAAAUGUGUAUCAUAUGAAUUCAGUGUAUAUAUAUCAAUAAAAACAAUCACUCUGGUAGCUAAUUUGAUUAAAUACAUUGAACAUUGUGACCAGUUGCUCUAAUGUGCAGGGGGUAAAUACAUAAGAAAAUAUUUUAUGAAGAAAUGGUCGUUUUUUUUAUAUGGAAUCGUUUGCAGACAUUGUGUGUUUUCAAAAGCAUAUAAAACAUUUAAACCUC